AUGGUCUUCAUAAACAGUGUUCGCUUUUAUCGCCCAUUCUGGCUCUGCAUGCAACUGCUAGCUCCCAGCUUUUUCAAGAAGUCCACCGGACCCUGCGUCCGUGCUUAUGAGGUGGUUCUGCACGUCCUGGUCACCGCCUGGUUUCCUCUACACCUGCUACUGCAUCUUCUGCUGCAUCCCUCUCCGGCAGAUCUCUUCAAGAACCUGACCAUGUCGUUGACUUGUGUGGCCUGCAGCCUGAAGCAGGUGGCUCAAUUGUACCGCCUGCCCGAAAUUGUGGAAAUUGAGUCCCUGAUUGGGCAACUGGAUGCUUGCAUCGAGGGCGAGCGGGAGCUUCGCUACUACCAGGAUCAUUUGCUAUGCCGAGCCAGGCGCUUCACCCGAUGCCUGUACAUUAGUUUCGGAAUUGUCUACGUGGUGUUCUUAGUCGGUGCUUUUGCUAAGCUCUUCAACGGAAAUCGGGACCUUAUUUAUCCCGCAUAUUUUCCGUUUGAUUGGAAUAGAAACCAAUAUCUCUUUGGUAUGGCCUAUGGCUACCAAAUGUUCAGCAUCAUAGUCGAAGGCUUCCAGGGCUUAUCCAAUGAUACCUACUCGCCCUUGACCCUAUGCUUCUUGAGCGGACAUCUUCACCUUUGGGCCAUUCGAAUGGCCAGGCUUGGCUUUGAAGAGGAGAAGAAGGAGACUCCCAUGGAGCAACAUCAAAGGUUGCUGGAGUAUAUCGAACAGCACAAGCUGCUGAUGAGACUUCAUCACUUGACCAGCCGGACCAUUAGUGCCGUGCAGCUGGUCCAGCUGGGCGGUUGUGGUGCCACUCUGUGCAUCAUCGUUUCCUACGUGCUGUUCUUUGUCAGAGACUUCAUGUCGCUGGUCUACUACCUGGUCUUCUUCGGCGUGGUCUGUGUGCAGCUCUUCCCUAGCUGCUACUUUGCCAGCGUCGUGGCCGAGGAGGUACACCGUUUGCCGUACGCGAUCUUCUCAAGCCGCUGGUACGAUCAAACCCGAGGCUAUCGUGGCGACCUGCUCAUCUUUACCCAACUUACGUUGGGGGCCACCAACCUGAUGAUGCGGGCCGGGGGCCUCAUCGAGUUAAAUUUAAAUGCCUUUUUUGCCACCCUGAAGAUGGCCUACUCCCUGUUCGCCGUUGUGGUGCAAAUGAAGGGCAGAUGA
Messenger RNA from Drosophila kikkawai, 1167 nucleotides. It is a transcript of the gene Or33c, whose product is annotated as Odorant receptor 33c. Gene Ontology annotation, cellular component: plasma membrane. The record is from RefSeq and is a predicted model, not a curated record. Lineage: Eukaryota; Metazoa; Arthropoda; Insecta; Diptera; Drosophilidae. Gene Ontology annotation, molecular function: odorant binding; olfactory receptor activity. Gene Ontology annotation, biological process: sensory perception of smell; detection of chemical stimulus involved in sensory perception of smell.